GUCAGCAUGGCGCGCACGAAGCAGACGGCGCGCAAGUCCACGGGCGGCAAGGCCCCGCGGAAGCAGCUGUCCUUGUACCGGGCGGCCCGCAUGAGCGCGCCGGCCACGGGCAGCGUGAAGAAGCCUUACCGUUACCGUCCCGGCACCGUGGCCCUGCGCGAGAUCCGGCGCUACCAGAAGUCCACCGAGCUGCUGAUCCGCAAGCUGCCCUUCCAGCGGCUGGUGCGCGAGGUCGGGCAGAAGCUGAUGAUCAACCUGCGCUUCCAGAGCUCGGCCGUGCUGGCGCUGCAGGAGGCGAGCGAGGCCUACCUGGUGGGGCUGUUCGAGGACACGCACCUGUGCGCCAUCCACGCCAAGCGCGUCACCAUCAUGCCCAAGGACAUCCAGCUGGCCCGCCGCAUCCGCGGGGAGCGCGGGUAG
Perognathus longimembris pacificus (Pacific pocket mouse) is the source of this 420-nucleotide messenger RNA. RefSeq names its product histone H3-like. Lineage: Eukaryota; Metazoa; Chordata; Mammalia; Rodentia; Heteromyidae. The transcript has a single exon. The record is from RefSeq and is a predicted model, not a curated record. Gene Ontology annotation, cellular component: nucleosome. Bases 7 to 420 code for a protein of 137 amino acids. Gene Ontology annotation, molecular function: protein heterodimerization activity; DNA binding; structural constituent of chromatin.